Mytilinidion resinicola is the source of this 1090-nucleotide messenger RNA. RefSeq names its product 2-dehydropantoate 2-reductase. The transcript has a single exon. Lineage: Eukaryota; Fungi; Ascomycota; Dothideomycetes; Mytilinidiales; Mytilinidiaceae. Bases 14 to 1036 code for a protein of 340 amino acids. Gene Ontology annotation, molecular function: 2-dehydropantoate 2-reductase activity. Gene Ontology annotation, cellular component: cytoplasm. Gene Ontology annotation, biological process: pantothenate biosynthetic process. The record is from RefSeq and is a predicted model, not a curated record.
CACCACAGCAUCAAUGCCCGUAAACGUCCUAAUCGUCGGCGCCGGCGCCGUCGGUGCCUUCUAUGCCUCCCGUCUCGCCCAAGUCCCAAACGUCCACGUCUCCGUAAUAUGCCGCUCCAACUACGCCGCCGUCGCUGCUUCAGGCUUCGCGGUCACCUCCCCUCAAUACGGCGACUACACCUUCACCCCCACCCACACCUUCGCCAACCCCGACGAGGCGCGGCGGAGCAACAUUAGCUGGGACUACAUACUCGUGAGCACGAAGGCGCUCCCCGACGUCAGCAACGACUCGGAGAUACUCGAAGGACUUGUGGGAGACAACACCGCCAUCGUCCUGGUGCAGAACGGACUGGGCGUCGAAGCGCCGUACGCCAAACGUUUCCCCAAAGCUACAAUAUGCAGUGCGGUCACGAUUGUCAGUGCGGCGCAGACGAGCCAUGGUAAGAUCAAGCACAAUCGCUGGACGCGCAUAAACGUAGGGCCCUACCUACCGCACCUGGAUACCGGAGACACGAAAGCCAGCGAUGCGGAAGCGAUUGCGCGGAACGACAAGUUUGUAGAGCUGCUGAAGGAGGGAGGGGUCAAGGAUGCGGACGCCUACGACCAUGCUAAGCUCCAGCUCGUCCGCUGGCACAAGAUUGCUAUCAACGCAUCUAUGAACCCGUCGUCUGUGCUCUCGGGCGGGACACCGAAUGGCGCCAUGGCACUCGAUGACGAGCUGUACCGGCAUCUGAAAGGAGUCAUGGACGAGGUGCUGAGCACGGCGCCAAAGGUGCUUGGGAAGCCGUUCCCAAAGGAGUUCGCGACGACUGAGCAGCUGCUGAGGAGCACGCAGAAGAAUACGAGUGGGAGUAAGCCCAGCAUGGCGUUAGAUUGGGAGCAGGGGAAGAGGAUGGAACUAGAGGUUAUAUUGGGUAACCCGAUUAGGGUGGCAAGGGAGAGGGGGUUUGAGAUGCCGCGGAUGCAGAGUUUGUACGCGUUACUAAGGAUGGCACAGGAGAAUAGGGAGAAGCUGAAGCUGCAGAGUAAAAUAUGAAGCGUGCUGGUUAUAUUGCUUCCCGCCCCUCGGAUAUCACGUGAUAUAUACAUG